Molecule: messenger RNA, 1632 nt
Organism: Notolabrus celidotus (New Zealand spotty)
Lineage: Eukaryota; Metazoa; Chordata; Actinopteri; Labriformes; Labridae
Gene: gpn1
Product: GPN-loop GTPase 1
Exons: 13
Coding region: 49-1263 (404 amino acids)
Molecular function (GO): GTPase activity
Source: RefSeq, a predicted model, not a curated record
CAGCAGCAGCGUGUUUACGGCAGCCGGUUUCCCACAACAUCUGACAUCAUGGCAGAUGCUGCGCAGAGUCCCGAUCCCGGAGAGGGUCUAAUGGAGAACCAGGAGGGUCCAGCUUCGGGUCCAGCUCCGGGGACAGACAGCGGGACACCGGGGGAGGGAUCCCGGGAUAAACCGGUGUGUCUGAUCGUGCUGGGGAUGGCGGGAUCCGGGAAAACUACCUUCGUUCAGAGGCUGACGGCUCACCUUCACAAUCAAAAAGCUCCUCCGUACGUCAUCAACCUCGACCCCGCCGUCCACGAAGUACCUUUCCCCGCAAACAUCGACAUCAGGGACACCGUGAACUACAAGGAGGUGAUGAAGCAGUACGGCCUCGGACCCAACGGAGGCAUCGUGACGUCACUCAACCUGUUCGCCACACGCUUUGAUCAGGUGAUGCAGUUCAUAGAGAAGAAGCAGCAGAAUCACAGGUACGUCCUGAUCGACACGCCGGGUCAGAUUGAAGUCUUCACCUGGUCGGCGUCUGGCACCAUCAUCACGGAGGCUCUGGCGUCGUCUUUCCCCUGCGUGGUCAUCUACGUGAUGGACACGUCCCGCAGCGUCAACCCGGUCACGUUCAUGUCCAACAUGCUGUAUGCCUGCAGUAUUCUCUAUAAGACCAAGCUGCCCUUCAUCGUGGCCAUGAACAAGACGGACAUCAUCGACCACAGCUUCGCCGUGGAGUGGAUGCAGGACUUUGAGGUUUUCCAGGACGCUCUGAACCAGGAGACGUCGUAUGUCAGCAACCUGACGCGCUCCAUGAGUCUGGUGCUGGACGAGUUCUACACAAACCUGAGGGUGGUCGGUGUGUCUGCAGUGACGGGAAGUGGAUUAGAUGAUCUGUUUGUGCAAGUGGAGGACGCUGCACAGGAGUACGAAAGAGACUAUCGACCUGAAUAUGAAAGACUCCGCAAACAGCUGGCCGACGCUCAGAGCAAGAAGCAGCAGGAGCAGAUGGAGCGGCUCAGAAAGGACCUGGGAGCUGUUGACAUGAAGAACCAACCUCGUACAGAGGACCCUGACAUCGCCGGACCCAGUGACCUCAUCAUGACCCGUGGUAACCCCGACGAGGAGGAGGAGGACGAGGAGGGCAGCGAUACAGACGACAUCGACCACACGGCAACGGACGAGAGCAAAGAGAGCGACGCCUUUGGGAACUUCCUGACGGAGAGGAAGCAGGUGGUGGAUGUCCGAAACAAGAAGCGUGCAACGCCUGAUGGACCCUGACCUUUGGCCUCUACGUCCCGACGUUGAACUCUGCGAGGAAAGAAAAGCACGGAGAGAAUGUAGCGGAGGGAAAUCCUUCAGUGGGGUGCAGACUAUCACCUGGAGCAGAUUCAGCCGCGGUGCUGCAGACGCUUCACCGAUGAUGGGUUCACUCAGAUGCCCAGGUGUGAAACCUGAACCCUUUGAGUUAAGCAGGUGACCUCUGACCCUGCCGAGCAGAGUGGCCGCUCCUCUGUGACGCUCCCCUCCCUGACAGAAGUUAUAUUUUUAUACAGUGAGAAGCUUUUUGUGUUUUUGGUAUUUGAGUUUUGUUGUGAAAGCACUAAAAGGAUUUAUGAUCAUGGAAAUAAAAGCUUUUAGUUCCAGAGA